GGUCCUGAUCUCAGGUUCGUGGAAUCCAGGCCCAAGUCGGCUCCGUGCUGAGCAUGGAGCCGACUUGAGAUUCAUUCUCUCUCUCUCUCUCUCUCUCUCUCCCCCUCCCCCGCCGACCCCGUUCGGGCUCCCCCUUUCUCUUUAAAAAAAAAAAGGGGGGGGUUGGGAUCAAAAUCAGAUACAUUUUGAGUUUUUGGUUUUUGCCUUGGCGCCAACCAGGCGUCUGUUAGGUGAGUGGGGUUUUCCCUGAAGCGAUUGGUCAGAUCCGCUGUCAAUCAGCCAUCCUUGACCUAUUAGAUACGCCGGAACUCCAGCUUCAGUGGGCAGGACCUAGCUUUAAGAACUCGCGUGUUGCUAGCGUGACUGACGGUCCUUCGUUGGCGGCCGUGGUUCGUGGUUCGUAUUUCGACUCGUUGGUUUGGAGAUCCGAAUCGAUAGCUAAAACGCUGCUCUUCAAAGACAGAAUAUGUCACUGUUACCUGGAUUAGUGAAAGGGAGGUAUGGUGCCCUCAAUUCAGAAGAUAAUGGUUUUUCUUCCCCCAAUCCCUCAGCUGCUGCUGCUGCUCAGGAGGUCAGAUCUGCCACUGAUGGUAAUACCAGCACCACUCCGCCCACCUCUGCCAAGAAGAGAAAGUUAAACAGCAGCAGCAGUAGCGGCAGUAAUAGUAGUAACGAGAGAGAAGACUUUGAUUCCACCUCUUCCUCUUCCACUCCUCCUUUACAACCCAGGGAUUCGGCAUCCCCUUCAACCUCGUCCUUCUGCCUGGGGGUUUCAGUGGCUACUUCCAGCCACGUACCGAUACAGAAGAAGCUGCGUUUUGAAGACACCCUGGAGUUUGUAGGGUUUGAUGCGAAGAUGGCUGAGGAAUCCUCCUCUUCUUCCUCCUCAUCUUCACCAACUGCUGCAACAUCUCAGCAGCAGCAGCUUAAAAAUAAGAGUAUAUUAAUCUCUUCUGUGGCUUCGGUGCAUCAUGCAAACGGCCUAGCCAAAUCUUCUACCACCACUUCUAGCUUUGCUAACAGCAAGCCUGGCUCUGCUAAGAAGUUAGUGAUCAAGAACUUUAAAGAUAAGCCUAAAUUACCGGAGAACUACACAGAUGAAACAUGGCAGAAACUGAAAGAAGCGGUGGAAGCUAUCCAGAAUAGUACUUCGAUUAAGUACAAUUUAGAAGAACUCUAUCAGGCUGUGGAAAAUCUCUGUUCCUACAAGAUUUCUGCAAACUUGUACAAACAGCUGAGACAGAUUUGUGAAGAUCACAUCAAAGCACAAAUUCAUCAGUUCAGAGAGGAUUCAUUGGAUAGUGUUCUUUUUCUAAAGAAGAUUGAUAGAUGCUGGCAAAACCACUGCAGACAAAUGAUCAUGAUUAGAAGCAUUUUUUUGUUUCUGGAUAGAACUUAUGUUCUUCAGAAUUCAAUGCUACCCUCGAUUUGGGACAUGGGACUAGAGUUAUUUAGGGCUCAUAUUAUAAGUGAUCAGAAAGUCCAGAAUAAGACAAUUGAUGGCAUUCUUCUCUUGAUUGAGAGGGAAAGGAAUGGUGAAGCAAUUGAUAGAAGUUUACUCCGAAGCCUUUUGAGCAUGCUGUCUGACUUGCAAAUUUAUCAGGAUUCUUUUGAACAACGGUUUUUGGAAGAAACUAACCGGCUCUAUGCAGCUGAAGGCCAAAAAUUAAUGCAGGAAAGAGAGGUUCCUGAAUAUCUUCAUCAUGUUAACAAACGUCUAGAAGAAGAAGCAGACAGACUUAUUACUUACUUAGAUCAGACCACCCAGAAGUCAUUAAUUGCUACUGUAGAAAAACAACUUCUAGGUGAACACUUAACAGCAAUUCUUCAGAAAGGUUUAAAUAACCUCCUUGAUGAAAACCGAAUUCAAGAUUUAUCUCUCCUGUAUCAGCUCUUUAGUAGAGUUCGAGGUGGAGUUCAGGUUCUCUUGCAACAGUGGAUUGAAUACAUUAAGGCAUUUGGCAGCACUAUUGUAAUUAAUCCUGAAAAAGAUAAAACCAUGGUUCAAGAAUUACUGGAUUUUAAAGAUAAGGUUGACCAUAUAAUUGAUAUUUGUUUUCUGAAAAAUGAAAAAUUCAUCAAUGCCAUGAAAGAAGCAUUUGAGACAUUCAUUAACAAAAGACCAAACAAACCUGCUGAACUUAUAGCUAAGUAUGUAGAUUCAAAGCUUCGCGCAGGCAACAAAGAAGCUACAGAUGAAGAGCUUGAAAAAAUGUUGGAUAAAAUUAUGAUCAUAUUUAGAUUUAUCUAUGGUAAGGAUGUUUUUGAGGCCUUCUAUAAGAAAGAUUUAGCCAAGCGCCUGUUAGUUGGGAAAAGUGCAUCUGUAGAUGCUGAAAAAUCAAUGUUGUCCAAACUUAAACAUGAAUGUGGAGCUGCUUUCACCAGCAAACUUGAAGGAAUGUUUAAAGACAUGGAACUUUCUAAAGACAUCAUGAUUCAGUUCAAACAGGUAAAAUAUAUGCAAAACCAGAAUGUACCUGGGAAUAUUGAAUUAACUGUGAAUAUCCUGACAAUGGGUUAUUGGCCAACAUAUGUGCCUAUGGAAGUCCACUUACCACCAGAGAUGGUAAAACUUCAGGAGAUUUUCAAGACAUUUUACCUAGGCAAACAUAGCGGCAGGAAACUUCAGUGGCAGUCAACCCUAGGACACUGUGUGCUAAAGGCAGAAUUUAAAGAGGGUAAAAAAGAACUCCAGGUCUCUCUCUUUCAAACCCUGGUGCUGCUAAUGUUUAAUGAGGGAGAGGAGUUCAGUUUAGAAGAGAUCAAGCAGGCUACUGGAAUAGAGGAUGGAGAAUUAAGGAGAACACUGCAGUCAUUGGCCUGUGGCAAAGCUAGAGUUCUGGCAAAAAAUCCAAAGGGCAAAGAUAUUGAAGAUGGUGACAAGUUCAUUUGUAAUGAUGAUUUCAAACACAAACUUUUCAGGAUAAAGAUCAAUCAAAUCCAGAUGAAAGAAACGGUUGAAGAACAAGCAAGCACUACAGAAAGAGUAUUUCAGGACAGACAGUACCAAAUUGAUGCUGCAAUUGUUCGAAUCAUGAAGAUGAGAAAGACGCUUAGCCACAAUCUUCUUGUUUCAGAAGUGUACAACCAGUUGAAAUUUCCAGUAAAGCCUGCUGAUCUUAAGAAGAGAAUAGAAUCCUUAAUUGAUCGGGAUUACAUGGAAAGAGAUAAAGAAAAUCCAAACCAAUACAAUUAUAUUGCAUAAACAUUGGCCUCUGAGUAUUUGGUAUCAUCUACAGUAGCAGUGGAUAAACUAACCUGUUGAUCCUAUAUUAUUUGACUUCUUUUAUACUACCAAUGACCAAAUGAAGCAGUGUAAUGGAAAUAGUUGAGUCGACUUUUUCAGUGGUUAACAUGCCCAUUUAAAGAGUUAAUACUUAACCUUUAAGAAGAAUGUUGUUGAACUCUUUGCAUGUUAUUUAGUAUGAUGUGCAGAAAAUUCUUAAGAAAGUACCUGGUCUUCAUGAUUCCUCUUUGGAACUGGGGAAGAGGUCCCUAAGGCUAUUAAAAAAAAAAAGAGGGGGGGG
Panthera uncia (snow leopard) is the source of this 3527-nucleotide messenger RNA. RefSeq names its product cullin 4B (gene CUL4B). Gene Ontology annotation, cellular component: Cul4B-RING E3 ubiquitin ligase complex. Gene Ontology annotation, molecular function: ubiquitin protein ligase binding. The coding region runs from base 467 to 3205 and encodes 912 amino acids. The record is from RefSeq and is a predicted model, not a curated record. The transcript is spliced from 22 exons. Gene Ontology annotation, biological process: ubiquitin-dependent protein catabolic process; protein ubiquitination; DNA damage response. Lineage: Eukaryota; Metazoa; Chordata; Mammalia; Carnivora; Felidae.